Messenger RNA from Trichoplax adhaerens, 1170 nucleotides. RefSeq lists its product as uncharacterized. The record is from RefSeq and is a predicted model, not a curated record. The coding region runs from base 1 to 1170 and encodes 389 amino acids. Lineage: Eukaryota; Metazoa; Placozoa; Uniplacotomia; Trichoplacea; Trichoplacidae. The transcript has 9 exons. Gene Ontology annotation, molecular function: 2-oxoglutarate-dependent dioxygenase activity; calcium ion binding.
AUGGCUAAUCCAUUUUUACUCCGUUUAGCUUUCACCUUUUACCUUGUUAUUUUCACGUCUGUAGUUUCUUGUGAUGAUUAUUCAGAUAGACAAGGCCAUUUAAAACCCCUUGGCCUAGCAGGAUCGAUUAGUGACAUUGAAUAUUAUGGUGGUUUUCCAUCGUUACAAACCUUCUUCAAAGAAUAUUAUUACAAAAGUAAACCUUUGGUCAUGAAAGGCGCUGCUAAACUAUCGCCAGCUUAUAAUCUGUGGUCUGACGAUUACUUUCAAUCUAUUCCUGAUAUUUCUGACUCAAAAGUUGCAAUAGAGCAACCGAAAGAUAAAAGCCUUGCAUUAAAUGUCACAUCAGGGACAUUUAAAGAAUUUCUCUCGCGAUACAAGACAACCAGAGAAUAUUUAGUGGAUAAGGUGCCGUCAUUUUUAAGGAAGGAUGUUUACAUGCCUGCAUGCAUAUCUUGCGAUGCCAUUGACUACAUUGAAGAUAUCCUAUGGUUUAGUAAUGGCGGCACAAAAUCUACUCUUCAUACAGAUAGUAUGGAAAACCUUAAUUGUUUAUUCCGUGGUUCCAAAGAUUUAAUCCUAUUUGAUAAAUCGUAUCCUGAAAAAGAUAUCAUAGACGUUGAACUGGGCCAUUAUUCCAGCGUCGAUGUCGACAGGUAUCAUCAAGUUCGGUCGUUCAAUUAUAAUUUAGCCGUCAAUGUCUGGUUUAAACAUUAUGAUCAACCAAUCAACUUGAGCUCCUGUAAUAGCAAACCUAACAGAAAUGUCCCCCUUGAUCAAUUUCAAUUUAUUGGAAUGAACAAUUAUGAUGCUUCUCUUGGAAAUACUGAAGUGGUUGAAGAAGAAUAUGAAGUUCGUGAAGACGAAAUGCCACAAGAAAACAGCUUUGCGGAUUUCUUCCUGGAUUCACUAGGCGAUAAAGACGAAAUUGGCUUAGAUGCUUUUAUUACCUACAUGCGAAAAGAGACUGCUCGAUUAACUAGUAUAAACGAUGAAAAGCGAUAUAAAGAGGUUGCUAAAAUUUCUAGCAAGAUCUUCAAAAAGCUUGAUAAAAAUGGCGAUAACCAGUUAAGUUUAGAAGAAAUAGACAAUAUAUCGAGUCAGAUAUCAAAACCAGAUGGAGAAAAUCAAGUCAAUAACGAUCACUUGCAAGGUCACGAGGAGCUCUAG